This is a messenger RNA of Erigeron canadensis, 802 nucleotides long. RefSeq lists its product as uncharacterized. The record is from RefSeq and is a predicted model, not a curated record. Lineage: Eukaryota; Viridiplantae; Streptophyta; Magnoliopsida; Asterales; Asteraceae. The transcript is spliced from 5 exons. The coding region runs from base 60 to 668 and encodes 202 amino acids.
UGGAAGUAAAUAAAAUCUUCUUUAACGGUUCUAUCCAUUUGCUUUGCCGCAAAAAUACAAUGGCAAGUAUGGUAUCUACUAUGUACACGCCAACCUCUUCCGCUGUGUUGUUCUCUUCAAAUUCAUCAAAAUGUUCAAAUCGUCUUCUUACGCUUCAAUCACCUCUUUAUUUAGUUACAACUAGAAAUAGAAAAACCUUUCGACAUAUGCAGCAACAGGUAGCAAAAAAAUCUGAAACAGAGCCAGAAUCACUUGAAGACCCGAAACUUUCUGUGAAUAAGAUCAUUGUUGACCAAGAAAAUGAAGAUGUAAAAAGCACAAAGGUACCAUUUGGGUAUAGUCGAAAAGAUGUUAUAUUUAUUGGACUUGGGGUUACCUUUAUUGGCAUUGGUCUAAAAAGUGGAUUAGAGUACCUUGGAGUUGAUCCUCUGCAGGCUGGAAAUGUUGUCCAGUUGGUGUUGGUAUUGGGCCUUACAAUAGGGUGGAUUUCGACAUACAUUUUUCGUGUUUCAAACAAGGAAAUGACGUAUGCACAACAAUUACGCGACUAUGAAAUGAAAGUUAUGGAGAAACGGUUAGAGGGUCUGAGUGAAGCCGAACUAGAAGCAUUACUUGAACAAGUCGAGGAAGAAAAACGCUUGGCAAGCAGUGGUAAUACUGAUAGCUAAACCUUCUUUAGUUUAUCAUUUGAUUUGAUUGACACAGUGUUUGUAAAUGAUGAUUACACAACGCAGCAGUGUAAGGAUGAAGACAGAAGGCUGUAAAAUUUUCAACAGUUAUCCAAUGUAUAUGUUAUAUAUCA